AUGGCAAACAGUACAAUGCAAUUCUCCUUAUUGUUGUUGGCUGUUUUCUCAGUUGUCGCUCAAGCUACCUUCAUUAACUGGUGGGACUAUAGCUAUUCUUUCAAUCUUGUUAAUGGUUGGGAUUCUGGCUUAAACCCAAAAAAUUGUUAUGAUAAUGUUUUAACCAACACUUUGUUUUUCAGUUGUACUGCUGACUUGGAAGUCACUUCUUUGUGGGGUAAGGCUUGCCAAAAAACAAAGUACCCUCACACUAAGUCUUUGACUACAUCUACUGUCGGUUGGUGGAAGACCUCUUGGUACACUUGGUGUCCAAUUCCUUCAACAGCUACUCCACCUUGUCCUCCUCCUACCACCAGUGUUCCAGUUAAGUGUUGCAACUACUGGGGUUUAUGUACUACUAAGACCACCAAGGCUACCAAAUGCACUACCACUAAAACAACUACUGGUUGUGUGAACACAUACACUUGGUGGGAGCCUUGUAAGGAUUCUUCUACUGCAGUUCCUUCCAGUACUCCAUGUACCACUUCCACUACUUCCACCACUCCAUCUAGCACUCCAUGCACCACUUCCACUACUUCCACUACUCCAACCAGUUCCCCAUGUACCACAUCUUCUACUAAAACCAGCACCCCAUGUACUACUUCCACCACACCCACCAGCACUCCAUGUGUCACAGCUCCUCCUCAAGUUACCACUGGUGUUCUCAGUUAA
Molecule: messenger RNA, 711 nt
Organism: Lizanozyma spartinae
Lineage: Eukaryota; Fungi; Ascomycota; Pichiomycetes; Serinales; Debaryomycetaceae
Exons: 3
Coding region: 1-711 (236 amino acids)
Source: RefSeq, a predicted model, not a curated record